Molecule: messenger RNA, 873 nt
Organism: Botrytis byssoidea
Lineage: Eukaryota; Fungi; Ascomycota; Leotiomycetes; Helotiales; Sclerotiniaceae
Exons: 2
Coding region: 1-873 (290 amino acids)
Source: RefSeq, a predicted model, not a curated record
AUGUCUCUUCCAAGUCGCGAUUCCCCAACCAUCAAAGCUCUAAUCGAAAAGCAGAAAGAAAAAGAACGCAAUACCAUUCAAGUGAGAGUAGGCAAACAUAAAAACUUAUAUACACUCGAAAAGAAUAUUCUGUACCGACACGCCCCAUUCCUUAAAGAGGCUUGCGAACACUAUUCGCAAGGACUUGAUCACAGCGCUAUCAACUUUCCACAAACAAAUGAUGUGGUGUUCAAGUUGUUCAAGGCCUGGCUUUAUAAGCUGGAUUUGGGCGAUGCUGAUGAGGAGAUUGCGCAAUGGAGAGCUAGGAAGGUGAAAACUGGCUCGAAAGAGCAAAAAGUUGAUGAAGGACCGCUUAUAGAUCUGGACACCUCAAAGGGAAGGGGAAACGCGAUGAAGAUUGGCGAUUCCCAAAGAGAUAAGAAUCUAGAGACGACAAGCAGUGAUCUGAACACCAGCAGCAACGUGGCGCUAACAAACUUUUGUUAUCCACACAUGGCCAAUCUUCUCGAUUUGUACCUAUUUGCCGACAUGGCCAAGCUGCCACUUCUCAAGAACCAGUGCAUCGCUAAGUAUUAUAAAUAUACCAAAGCCACGGGGUACAUCAUGACGCCAUGGCUUUCCUACAUGUGGAAAUACACAACCAAGGGUAUGCUAAUACGCAAAUUCCUUCUCGAUUUACUGACGUGGGAAAUGCCGCCUUUGUUAUUCGAAACAAAUUCGAAGGAUUUUCCGGAAGAGUUGAGAUUGGAGCUGCUGGUGAAUAUGGGAUAUGUGAUUCAGGUGGCGAGGUAUGGUACGUCGGCUAUAGAGAAUAGCAACCCGUUGAAUGAUCUUAAUAACUACUAUGAGAAGGUUGAAAAAUUGGAUGCUUGA